CUCCACCACCACAUGCACGCAGCAGCAUGCAAACCCUACAUUACCAUCUCCAUCUCCAUCGUAUGGUACCCUACUGGCAAGCACAAGCACAAGCACAAGCUUUGCUAGCAUACAACAACAACGUCGUAACCUCUUCCCUAGCUAGCGGAGCUGCUCUAACCACAUCCCCACUCCCAUCGACCGCGACACCCAUAUCCUUCCAUCUUGCUGCCGUUUUGUCUCAUCUUAUUAAGUAGGAUUAGUUGCAGUUGCAGCUUGCACCCACAUCCAACAACUUACAUAUAUUCUCUGGUGUGCAUCCCUGAGCUGAUCGAUCGGCGUUUGCUCAGAGAUAUAUAGAUUGGUCGAGCAGAGGCAGUGAUCGAUCGUCGUCGAUGGACCGCGGCGGCGGCGGAGUGGUGAUGGUGGGGCGGGCGGAGAUCGACACGAGGGCGCCGUUCAAGUCGGUGAAGGAGGCUGUCGCGCUCUUCGGCGAGAGGGUGCUCGCCGGGGAGCUCCUGUUUCACGCCCCCCGCGAUGCCAACGCCGCCAAUCAGCUGCUGCAUGGAGUGACGGCAGCGCCAAGACCCGUUGUUCACCACCAAGCCGUCACCAUUGCCCCCGCGGUCGCCAUGGUGGCGCCGCCACCGCCGCCGCGUCACGUGGCUGCACCGGCGACGUGGGAGCUGGACGACGCAAAGCACGAGCUGCAGAAGGAGCGGGAGGAGAAGCACAGGAUGGCGGGCUGCAUCCAGUCGCUCCAGCAGGAGCUGAGCAGCGCCAUGAGGGAGCUCCAGAAGCUCAAGGCGCGCGACGAGGACGCCCGCGCCAAGGUCAUCGAGGUGGAGGACCUCAAGUUCAUGGAGACCGACGAGCCGCAGCAGCAGCGCCACCACCAGAGCCCGGCGGCCAGCGGCCACGAAGCCAUGGCAGCGAACCGGGCCGCGGCCGCCGCGGAGUUCCAGAAGAAGCGGUACGUCACCUUCGCCGACCCGCCGGCGGCCGCGUACGACCGCGCGCCCUCGCCGCCGCGGGACGUCGUGCUGGAGCUGCAUCGCCAUCAUGAGCCGCAUUACGUGCCGGCGGUUGGGCGGCCGCAGUACCGCGAGGCGCGGUUCCAGCGGCAGGUGUCGGCCGGGUACGGGCAGGAGGCGGUGAAGAAGGCGAUGGCGGCCGCGGCGGAGGAGGAGGAGGGGAGGAAGAAGAAGAAGAAGCCGCUGAUCCCGCUGGUGGGCGCGCUGUUCAUGAGGAAGAAGAAGAGCUCCGCUGCGGCCGCCGCCGGCAGCCACCACGCCGUCGACGGCUCGUCGGCGGUCAAGCCUCGCCCGUCGUUCUGAUCGAUGCCGUCCGUUGAGAAUGCGUCGUGAGUCGUGACACUAGACUAUACGUGUACGAGUGAUAGUGAUGGAUCAAUAAACGUUUAUAUAUAUUUGCAACACAUGUAUAUUUUUGUUCCUUGGUACAGGAAAAAAAGACAAGAAUUUGCUGUGAGCAGUAUGUAUAAAUUGCACUUCUUUUUA
Messenger RNA from Hordeum vulgare subsp. vulgare (domesticated barley), 1499 nucleotides. RefSeq names its product WEB family protein At1g75720-like. The transcript has 2 exons. The record is from RefSeq and is a predicted model, not a curated record. Lineage: Eukaryota; Viridiplantae; Streptophyta; Magnoliopsida; Poales; Poaceae. The coding region runs from base 375 to 1316 and encodes 313 amino acids.